CCUCCGACGAUUGCUACAACAUUGAUCGGGCGAAUGGCUGCGCUUUGUAAGAAUCCAAUAUGGCCGAAGUAAACGGAGAAGUGGAAAUUGAUAUAACUGAGGGGUGUAGAAUGCCUGUCCGAAUGAAUAAUUCUGACGAAUGGCCUCUUGCUGAAAUUAUUAGUAAAAGGCAGUCGACGGAUGGAUGGGAGUAUUACGUUCAUUACAUCGAUUUUAAUAAAAGAUUGGAUGAAUGGGUAUCAGAUGAUAGACUAAACAAGAGAAAAAUAACCCUCCCAAAGAAGGAAGAUCUUAAAAAGCUUAGUAAAGGCUCUGCCGGCAGCAGACCUCCUUCACCAGAAAGAGAGCUUGUAAAUGGCACUGGGGCAAGGCCAAAAUCAGUCAUUGGUCGCAAGAGGAAAGCUAAUGCUAGUGAAAAAGUAUCAGAUGACAUAAUUCUGGAAAGUCAAGACAGCCCUACAAAAGAUACUCCGCCUAAAAUCAGCAGUCUUCGUAACCAUGGCAGCAUGGUGCAUGAUAGAAGUAAUGACGACAUUGUUACAAGAAUGAAAAACAUUCAAAUGGUUCAGUUGGGUAAAUUCAGGAUACGACCAUGGUACUUCUCACCAUAUCCUCAAGAGUUCACCAAGCUACCUUUGAUCUAUCUUUGUGAAUUCUGCUUGAAGUUUGUUAAGAGUUUUAUAUGCUUAAAAAGACACAUGGAAAAGUGCACUCUUUAUCAUCCACCUGGCAAUGAAAUCUACAGAAACGGAACUAUUUCAUUCUUUGAGAUAGAUGGAAGGAAGAACAAGAUUUAUGCGCAAAACCUUUGUCUACUUGCAAAGAUGUUUCUGGACCAUAAAACUCUAUACUACGACACAGAUCCUUUCUUAUUUUACAUCAUGACAGAAAGAGAUUCUUCUGGAUUUCAUAUUGUUGGGUUUUUCUCAAAGGAAAAAGAAUCAACUGAAGAUUAUAAUGUUGCAUGUAUUUUAACCCUGCCACAACAUCAAAGAAAGGGAUAUGGAAAGCUUCUUAUAGAAUUCAGUUAUGAACUGUCAAAGUUUGAAGGAAAAACAGGGACACCAGAGAAACCAUUAUCAGACCUCGGGCUUCUUUCUUACAGAAGCUACUGGUCACAGACAAUUCUAGAAAUAUUAGUGGAAUUAAAAUCAGAAGACGGCAGUCCCCCUUCUAUAACAAUUAAUGAAAUUUGUGAGCUGACAAGCAUACGCAAGGAAGAUGUAGUAUCAACACUGCAGCAUCUAGGUUUAAUUCACUAUUAUAAAGGACAAUAUAUUCUUAGUUUAAACAGUGAAGUUCUUGAUGGACAUAAAAGAGCAAUGGCCAAAAGAAAAAUACGAAUAGAUUCGAAUUGUCUACACUGGACUCCUAAAGAUUGGGCAAAAAGGGGGAAAUGGUGACAUGGUGUAACUAGCACUGUUUGUACAUAUCACUAUGUAAUAUUGUAUUAUUAUAACUGUUACUUAAAAGUUCAUCAUGUGGAUAGGAAUAUAUAUAGAAAUUGUGAACAUUAGAUUUUGAACCUAGACCCUAAAAAAGUGCUUAUCAGAAAACAAACAAAMAAAAAAAAAAAAAAAAWUUAAAGUU
This is a messenger RNA of Exaiptasia diaphana, 1590 nucleotides long. RefSeq names its product histone acetyltransferase KAT5. Gene Ontology annotation, molecular function: histone acetyltransferase activity. The transcript is spliced from 10 exons. Gene Ontology annotation, biological process: regulation of DNA-templated transcription. The record is from RefSeq and is a predicted model, not a curated record. Lineage: Eukaryota; Metazoa; Cnidaria; Anthozoa; Actiniaria; Aiptasiidae. The coding region runs from base 60 to 1403 and encodes 447 amino acids.